ACCAAGGAAUGUUCCUCCAUGCCAUCAAUCAUCUUUAUUUCCUCACUAUAUAAGCAUCCUCAACGCCCCUCUAUCUUCCUCAUCCCCCACUCCUCUACUCCUCUCUCUUCCUCUCUCUAAAGUGCACACAGAGACACAGCAAUGGCGGCAGUGAACACAACACCUUCAAUGCUUGACUCGACCUUCGACGUUGACAAGCUAACUUUCGAAAUCUUCUCCAUCCUCGAAAACAAAUUCCUUUUCGGCGGUGGAUAUGAGAACAAUCCCAAGCUCUCUCUCCCUCAAAAUACCCAUCAAAUUUCCACUAACCAUGUCACUGAUAGUAAAGUUAGAAUUCUCUCCAUCGACGGUGGCGGCACUAAAAGUGGCAUUCUCGCAGCCAAGUCCCUCGCCCACCUCGAAUCUUGCCUCCGCCGCAAAUCCGGCAAUUCCAACGCCUACAUCGCUGAUUACUUUGAUGUUGUUGCUGGCUCCGGUGCUGGAGGCAUCUUAGCUGCACUCCUUUUCACCCGUGGAAAAGACCAUGGCCGUCCCUUGUUCACAGCCGAUGAAGCUCUUCGUUUUAUGAUUGAGAAUCGUCGGAAUUUUAACCACUCACCUUCAUCGAGAGGGAUUCUCCGGCGGAUUUUCCGGCAGGGGAAGGUGGAGAAGCUCUUACGCUCUACUUUCGGGGAAUGCACCUUGAAAGACACGCUUAAGUCGGUUUUGAUUCCCUGCUACGAUCUCUCAACCCGCGCACCGUUCGUCUUCUCCCGCGCUGAUGCUUUGGAAAUGGACGGUUAUGAUUUCAAGAUGAGCGAUGUGUGCCGCGCUACGUCAGCUGAUCCGACGGUCAAUGGAGCCGUCGAAAUGAGGUCCGUGGACAAGAAGACGAAGAUCGUGGCAAUCGACGGCAGGAUCGCGAUGAACAAUCCAACGGCCGCUGCUAUUACGCACGUAUUGAAUAAUAAGCAGGAAUUUCCUUUGUGCAAAGGGGUAGAGGAUCUGCUGGUGGUUUCUCUCGGCGGUGGAGAGUCUGAUUUUGGAAAUGAAAAUCUGAACUCUUCGCUGUCGAGAUUCGUGAGGAUCGCCGGAGAAGGAGCUUCCGAUGUGGUUGAUCAAGCUGUAUCGAUGGCGUUUGGUCAGUGUCGGACAAGCAAUUAUGUUCGCAUUCAGGCAAACGGCAUUAUAGCAAAGAAGCAAGGUGAUGUUAUAGAAAAGACAGUAAAAUUAAAGAAGAAAGCAGACAUUUUGAGCAUGGCAGAAGAGAUGCUUGAACAGAAAAAUGUAGAGUCUGUAUUGUUUGAAGGAAGAAAGAUAGCAGAGAGCACAAAUAUAGAGAAGCUAGAGUCAUUUGCUGGAGAGCUAAUAAAGGAGCAUGAGAAGAGAAAAACAAGCAUUCUUCCAACUGUGGUAUUAAAACAGCAGCCAUACACAUCUCCAAGAACAUCGUCUGCUACCACUCUCUCUACUUUGUCUUCCUGUUAAUUAAUUAAUUAGGAGGUCAUCUUUUAAAGAAUCGACGUCGUUUUUAAGUAAACAUUUUAUUGGUAGAGAAAAAUUUUCAUGCUUUUGUUUGCUGUUACUCGUGAUGAUGAUUGAAAUGAAGGCAUCCGAGACAGAGUUGAGCUGAGCCGCUGCUGCUGAGUGCCUCUGAUUUUUAUUUUUUAUUCGCAAUGAUAUAUAUAUAUAUAGUUGUAUGUAUAUUGUAUAUUUGUAAUGUAAUGGUGUUUGUGUAUAAUUAAUGAAUUAUGAAAAUCUCUCUUUAAAAUCGCA
This is a messenger RNA of Hevea brasiliensis (rubber tree), 1755 nucleotides long. Its product is annotated as patatin-like protein 7. The coding region runs from base 142 to 1467 and encodes 441 amino acids. NCBI's taxonomy places the organism in Eukaryota, Viridiplantae, Streptophyta, Magnoliopsida, Malpighiales, Euphorbiaceae. The record is from RefSeq and is a predicted model, not a curated record. The transcript is spliced from 3 exons. Gene Ontology annotation, biological process: lipid metabolic process.